GUGCAGGAUGAUUUGGUUUCGGUGUGGGCCACUGGUUCCGUCGGCAGAUUCGCAGGUGAGUGAGCCAUGAUGCGUGAUUUACCCGAAGCGGGUUGGUGUUUACAGAGGGUUGCACAACAAAUCUGGAUAGAUCGGGUGCGAGAGAAAUUCUCACAGCUCCGUCGAGGCUCUUGAUCGCAGCCCCGGGGAUCCGAUCUGCUCACGCUGAUGCCGCUGCUGGUGCUGGUGCUGCUGCCUCUGCUACAGGGCGUUUGAAGGGUGUUGUAAGGUGGUGGUGGGUGCAUCGCGUUCACGAAUCUGCGAUUGUGAAAUCUGAGAGAGUCGGGAGCAACUUUUAGUGGCACAAACGGUUUCGAAGAAUCAUCUCCCAGGCAGGGUUGGAAACACUUCGAGCUCAUGGCUUACAAACCAACUGUUGUGCUGCGGGCUGCAGCAGCAGCCGCCCUGGCUGGGGUUGCGAAAGCUGCAGCAAUGUGCAAGGCCGCCGGUGGAGUAAAGAUGGGUGCUGCAGCAGCUGCAGUAGCGGCAGCUGCAUCGGCAGCUGUCGGGCAGCCUAAGAAAGAACAACAUAGAUGACUGUUCCUGUAGUGGAGGACUCAUGUUCAAAUCCUGGAUUGAUUGAAGUUCUGAACCCACGGGAAGAUGAGAUAAAAUGUUACUGCUGAUAUCUUUUGCCCUGUCCUUUUUGAAACCCACUCCUGUGAUGGGUUGGACAAUCAAGAGGCAUUUGGAUUAGGCGAUGGUCGAGAAAUACUACUCCACUGGAACUCUCUCAUGGAAGGAGCCAGCAGACGCAAGAGCAUGAAUGACGCAGCUCAAUGCUGUAUUCUCUUGGAUCUGAGGAGCGCUUAUGGAGCUCUCGAGUUCCAUCCAGCACAUGUACUGCAGGUCUUAAACGCCGAAGCGCCUUACGGUUGUCUGGAGGGGUAGGCCGAGGCCGGUGGUCAAAGAACUUCACAUUUCUCUAUUCCCAGUAUGGUUCUUAUCUCUAGAACCGACAGACAUGAUGAGCAAAUUUGAAACCCCUUCAUUUUCAUGAAAAUGAAAUGUAAUGUGAAAGGUGGAGAGCUACCUGACGGAGAGUUCAAUGAAUGCGGCCGAUCGCUUAGGUCGCAAGGCUGCGAUAGCGAGGAAGGAAAACAAAUGUUUACCCCUCUUCGGAUCUUUUCGUCAGCAUGCCAAACUCUGAAGCUAACAGUUCUUUUAUGAUGUAUUCAGUGUAUGUCACCAAGUUAUGAUGUGAGAGAACCGCUCAUACCACAGGGGUAUUCAAGGGCC
Molecule: messenger RNA, 1278 nt
Organism: Marchantia polymorpha subsp. ruderalis
Lineage: Eukaryota; Viridiplantae; Streptophyta; Marchantiopsida; Marchantiales; Marchantiaceae
Source: the annotation of a GenBank genome assembly